AAUGCAACUUAUUUUUCGACUAGCAGAAGACAAGUGGACAGUCGCGUGCAAGUAAUUGAAAGAUUAUUUCUUGCGAAUUGCGAUUUCUCAGGCUUUUAUUGUUGAUUUACUGCUUCCCUCAGAAUGUUCAGAUCAAAACUUUUAAGGGUUUGUUUCACUGCUGUUCAGAGUGGACAGUGCAGACAGAUACAGCAGAAGGCAGAGAGAAGCGUCAACCAAGUUACUCUGCUAGGUAGGGUGGGGCGGGAUGUAGAGCUGAGAGGAAGCGAUGAGCAUCCCAUGGCAUCAUUCUCCUUAGCAACCAGUGAAAACAUCAGGAGUAAACAUCCAGAUGAAACAGGGGAAUUUACUCAGAAAACCAGCUGGCACCGCGUGUGCGUCUUUAGACCUGGACUUGUGGACAUUGUCUAUACAUACUGCAAGAAAGGCGACAGGCUGUUUGUAUCAGGAAAGUUGGACUACAGUGAGUACACAAACAAUGACGGAAUCAAAGUUUAUCAGACAAGCAUCGUUGCAGACGAUGUGAUUUUCUUGAACAGUGAAAACAGGAGAGACGACUACUGAACAGAAGAGGAUUCGAUUAACAUGUGAGAAUGUGCUUGCCUGAUGAGGCGCCAAUAUGGCUCGCUGCACUGUCUAAGAAUGAACUUUGAAAUAUGCAAGGAUCAUUGUGUAGUAAGGUAAAUGCAUGCUGUAGUUAAGGACGGAGAAGGCCUAUUACGAAAAGUGAGAGUCACGUCUUUUCCAAAGGAAUCCCGCCUUGGUCAGCUUACAUGUAUGACCUUGGGAUUAGCCCUACUGCGCCUUAGUCAAUGCGAAUAUGUGUCUAAAACCAUAUUCACAAUCAACUUAAUCAUGACUUGUCGAAUUUAACACUUUGUCAAACAACCCCCCCCCCCCUCCCCCCAAACUUUUGUUUAUAAAACUCUUCAGUUUGUAUGGGACAACUCUAUGAGACACCCAUAAAGCCGGGGUAAUAAUAACAUUAUCAUGUUGAGCAGGGCCCGCUGGGAGAACAGUGUGGCUUCCCUGGGUAAAAAAUGACGUUGUUUGUUAUUAUUAUAAGGGGGCUUUUCCACGGUUCUGGGAAGUAGGGGGUACUGGGGCUGAAUCACCCCCAAGAUUUGCAUGGGGAGUGAUGCAUGUGUUGUCAACCAUAGGAAGCUUGUCAUAUUUUUCUUUCAAACCAGCACCCCUUAUUAAAAAAAAUUGUUCCCAUGGCCCUGGGCUUCAUGUGCAUAUAUGUAGAUGUUUGAACAUGUAUAUACGCACAACCUUAAAUCAAUGACUCCAUCAUUGAAAAAAUUAAUCUAUCAAACAAUCAUUAUACAAUCAGUCUAUCAUUAUACAAAUCUACCUAUCACUCAAUCAAUCAAUUAAACAUUAUACAUGUCAAUCAUUCAAUGUGCAUCCUAAUCUAAUACUAAAAUUGGACAUAAAAUAAUUCAAUCUACCAAUCAAUCAAUCAGUCAGUCAGUUAAUCAAUCAGUCAGUCAGUUAAUCAAUCAGUCAAUCAAUCAAUCAAUCAGUCAGUUAAUCAAUCAGUCAAUCCAUCAAUCAGUCAAUCCAUCAAUCAAUUGAUCAAUCAAUCAACCAAUCAAUCGGUCAGUUAAUCAAUCAGUCAAUCAAUCAGUCAAUCAACCAAUCAAUCAGUCAGUCAGUUAAUCAAUCAGUCAAUCAAUCAGUCAGUCAGUUAAUCAAUCAAUCAAUCAGUCAGUCAGUUAAUCAAUCAGUCAAUAUAUCAAUCAGUCAGUUAAUCAAUCAGUCAAUCCAUCAAUCAAGUAAUCAACUGAUCAAUCGGUCAGUUAAUCAAUCAGUCAAUCAAUCAGUCAAUCAAUCAAUCAAUCAGUCAGUCAGUUAAUCAAUCAGUCAAUCAAUCAGUCAGUCAGUUAAUCAAUCAAUCAAUCAGUCAGUCAGUUAAUCAAUCAGUCAAUAUAUCAAUCAGUCAGUUAAUCAAUCAGUCAAUCCAUCAAUCAAGUAAUCAACUGAUCAAUCAAUCAACUGAUCAAUCAAUCAAUCAGUCAGUCAGUCAGUUAAUCAAUCAAUCAAUCAACCAAUCAAUCAGUCAGUUAAUCAAUCAGUCAAUCCAUGAAUCAAUCAAUCAAUCAAUCAACCAGUCAGUCAGUUAAUCAAUCAAUCAAUCAAUCAAUCAAUCAGUCAGUCAGUUAAUCAAUCAGUCAAUCCAUCAAUCAAUCAACCAAUCAAUCAGUCAGUUAAUCAAUCAGUCAAUCCAUCAAUCAAUCAAUCAGUCAGUCAGUUAAUCAAUCAGUCAAUCCAUCAAUCAAUUGAUCAAUCAACCAAUCAGUCAGUCAGUUAAUCAAUCAGUCAAUCAAUCAGUCAAUGAUUGAAUGGAUCGGUUGGUCAGUCAAUCAGUUACUAACUCAGUCAACCAACUAAUCAUAUAAUAAAUCAAUUAAAUUGAACCAAUCAAUCAAUAAAUUUAUCAAUCAUCAUACAUACCAAUGACCCUAUCAACCAUUCAUUGCAUAUUCUAAUCAAUCAAUAAAAUAGAAAAUGAUUGUUUCUUACAAGUGGGAUCUAUUAGUUCCAAGAUAGUUUAAUGAGGUUACCAAUCACAAAAAGGCAAGUUUGGCCUUCUUAAAGUACACAUAUAAACCAAUCAAGAGUUGAAAUUUCUCUCUGUAUUUUACAGGAUACAAAAUUUGAGCACUGAAACAUUGUUCAGGUGUUGUUACAUGCUGGUUACGAUUAAGCAACAUGGUGCAAAGUGAACAUUUGACCAAGUUUGUAAACAUAUUCAUUAAUUUUCUUAACAUUGUACUUCUUUUCCAUGUUCUUAAUAAUUGUAAUUAACCAUUGUUGAAGAACAGACAUUUCGUGUACAAUAAACAGAUUUGGGGUUCUUAGUGAAUUUUUGGGAGAACUGAUAAUUUUUUUGUCUGCUUCAUUCAAACAAUAAUCAUUCCUCAGCUAUUAUAACCAAGAUAUUUGGUGUACAACCGGAAACUAUUAUCAUUAUUCUAAGUUGAGUAGUUUGUUUCUCAAAGAAUUGAGCAGUGUUCAUGGGCAUCUUAUUUGUUCAUUGGAAAAGAAAUGGAAAUGUAAUCUUUUAUAUUUUAGUUUUGUUCUUGAUUUCUUCGUUUACAUCUUGGCUUUACAGUGGUCAUCCAACUCAGCAUCUUUUCACAUGUACAUCUCUCUUCCCCCCAUGGACAAAAGAAUGCAUUUGUCUGUCUGUGCUGGGGAAAAGAGGUGUAUGAUGAAAAUUGGCUCAGUGUAUUACAAGGCCAGAGAAAGUUUCAUGAGGUUGUCUGUGAUGUUACGCAAGCGCAUGACUGGAACCUGUUUUUAGGUGCUAGGUCAGUUACUUGGGUUGUAUCAUGUGGAAUAAGAAAGGGUCACCAGUCAGGUCAUUCGUAACUUAUGAACAACUUCAUGAAACACCCACUCAACUUAACCUUGUGAGUAUUUCAUAAAGCUGUGAAUUUUGAAUGACAGUAGGCACGACUGGUGAUUCUUUCUUGUUAUAUAUGAUAUAUCCCUGUGUAGCUGAUUUAGCAUCUAAGAACAGGUUCCAUUUGUUCAUUGAGUUUACAGGGUUCCCAGCUUAUCAGGGAAAAUUAUUUUACCUUUUUCCAGUCGGAAAAAAGCAGGGUAUUUGAUUUAAAUAUACCUAAAAUAAGUGAAAAUGCCUCAAAUGAGGGAAAAAUCAGGGAAUUUUGAUCGGCCCUAAAGUCGAAAGCAUGGUAGUCAGUCAGAAUCUGUUAUAUUUUGUUGCAUACCAAAACAACAUCCAUUGAAUGACUGGUUAUGGUGGUACUAAUGAGUUUUACAUUAUUGUUUUUAUACUGAAAAUACAUGUAAUUCACUGCAACAACUUAGAAAACAUGCAAAACUGGGAAUGGGUUUAAGUAAUUAUCAGGGAAUUUUUAAACUUCAUCAGGGAAAAAUGAGGAAAUUUUGUUUUCUUGAAAAGCUGGAAACCCUGGUUGAGCGCGACUUUGCAAACAGCUGUAUGAAACACCCACAGGUUGAUUGAUAAAUACGAUUAUGUUUCGGAAUCAAAUUUAUUCAGAGAUUGUUGAUAGAAAAGAAAAUCAUUGCACAGUCUAGACAUAUCAUUUAAAUUGUUUUAAUGUAUUAUAUCGAAGGGAAUUAUGUUUUGUAAUCAGUUUUAUACAACAAAUCUUAGAACAUUCCUUGUUUGUUUUUUCUAAAAUCUUUUUUUGUGACAAAAUAUACAUCUGCCACUCGAUCUCAUAAUCAUGUCUUCUCAAAAUAUCAUGUUCUUGCUAAAACACUAUAUCGUGAUGUGAUAUCUCGUGACUACUAUAAAAUUGUGCAUUGCUAAAUGAUGUCAAAUUGAUGGAACUCGAUUAAAAAUCAUCAAUAUUUUCUGAA
Molecule: messenger RNA, 4362 nt
Organism: Lytechinus pictus (painted urchin)
Lineage: Eukaryota; Metazoa; Echinodermata; Echinoidea; Temnopleuroida; Toxopneustidae
Product: single-stranded DNA-binding protein, mitochondrial-like
Exons: 7
Coding region: 124-564 (146 amino acids)
Biological process (GO): mitochondrial DNA replication; positive regulation of helicase activity
Cellular component (GO): mitochondrial nucleoid
Molecular function (GO): single-stranded DNA binding
Source: RefSeq, a predicted model, not a curated record